UGUUAUCACGCCGGUCGAAACCGAAAACGUAAACAAUAUUCUCAAUAAAAGACGUGUGCGAGAAAUUUUAUAUAUUUAACAGGUGUGCUGUUAAACUUGUAGCAUUGUUGGGAAUAAUGCGGUUAUUUACCACGCUGCUUUAUUUCUGCAUUUUUGGAACUGGAAUAAUUCUUAGUGAAGAAACAGUUGAUGAAGUUAAGGAGUUCAACAAAAUAUUAGCAGAAGAGGAUGGUAUCGUAGUGUUGUUUACACAGCCAUGUUGUGCUUGCACCGAUUGUGUGGAAGCUGAAGUAUUAACUGGAGGAAUGAGUCAACAAUUAGAAGACCACUUAGGCCUCACUGUUGUAAGAAUAAAAGAUCCAAAAUUGAAGGCUCGCUAUGGAAUUAAAAAGGUACCAGCUUUAGCAUACAUUCGGAAUAACAAAACAGCUUUAUAUGAUGGUGAAUUUGAAUAUGAUACUCUGUAUUUAUGGCUCCAAGAGAACAGACAACCAUCCACUGUUGAUUUGGAUGACACAUCUUUUGAGCAUUUAACACAAGCUGCUACUGGGGCUACAACUGGAGAUUGGCUCGUUAUUUUUCACAAUGGAGUUUGUUGCAAAAAGAGAGAAUUGAUACAUCUAGAAAAUGUUGGUAUAAAGCUCAGAAACAAGGUAAAUGUAGCGAGUGUAAAUACAGAUAAAGCUCCUGAAACUGCAGACCGUUUCAAAAUAACAACCUGCCCUGAAAUAAUAUUUUUUCGACAUCAAAAAAUGUAUCACUUUACUUUACCUGAGGUUAAUGUCAAAACUUUGAGGAAUUUUGCUGAAGGUUUUUACAAAAAUUCAAAAGUGGAACGUGUUCCUCAGCCUCUUUCAGCUUUUGAUAAGUAUGUUGAGAGAACACGUGAUUUUUUUUCUGCAGAUUCAUAUCGGCUAAUAAUAUCACUGUAUGUCAUAUUUAUUUCAAUUGCUAUAUUGACAAUUAUUGUUGUAUUGAAGAUGUUUGCAGCUCCAACCAAACCAAAAUCGCAGUAAAAAAGCAAAGCAGCUGUUGAGAACUGUUUUUAUGGAUUCUUGAUCAUAAAAUGAUCAAAAUCAUUAUGAACUUUUAUAUAUGUACAAUAUUGCUAUUAUCUUUACUGAAACAUUCCUUUCAUGAUUUUGUACUUAAUAUUUUUUAGAUUAAUGGUGCUGAAUUUAUUUUAUAAAUAUGUUUACAUAUUUUUAUGUAAAUUUAUCUUAUGGUUAUCUUAUAUAGAAAAAAAAAUGUCUUAAUGAUUUUGAUUUAUUAGAGAAAUAUAGUUGAAGCCUGUUUGGUUAAUUUAUAUAUAAUUAUCUUUUCUAAAAUGUAUUCUGGUUUAAGAUUUAUAAGUCGUUAGCAGGACUUUUGUCAUUUUGAUAUGAUUUAUUGAAAUUGAUCGAAUUAUUGAAAAUUUGACAGUCCCUUUCUCUUUUAUUUUGAUGGACAAAAAAAUUUUGCAUCAGUAAUAACUAAUUUGAUCAUGCCUUUAUAUAUGACUUGCAAGUUACAUAAAAAUUAAAAACUAUAAAACUUUUGUAUAUUGGACUUUUUUUGUUAUAUUUUUAAAUUGAAAGCAAAUACCCGUUGUUAACAAGAAUAAUAAUAAUAAUAAAAUUGCCUAACUAAUUUUUGAUAAAUAUCUAAGAUAUUUAUCAAAUGUUAGGUCUGUUAUAAAAAAAAAAGGUUAAAAUAAAAGAUUCUUAUAAUUGGAUACAGUUUGUAUUGAUUAUCAUGAUUUCUAGCAUAUUUAUUAAAUUUC
This is a messenger RNA of Argiope bruennichi, 1762 nucleotides long. RefSeq lists its product as uncharacterized. Lineage: Eukaryota; Metazoa; Arthropoda; Arachnida; Araneae; Araneidae. The transcript has a single exon. The record is from RefSeq and is a predicted model, not a curated record. The coding region runs from base 117 to 1016 and encodes 299 amino acids.